GCUGCCUUGGCGGCUGAGUUAUACGCUCGUCCAGACAGCGUAACGUUAGAUGUUGUGUCAAAAAUGCGGAAAGGCUGAAUGUAUAUGCGGUUAAACCGAGCCCUGCUGCUUUAUUUAUACAUGAAAAGAUUAUAUGAAAAGAUAUUCGCUCACUUGUUCUUUGUUUUUAGCUGCCCAGUUGAGCAACGUUAGCUAAGCUAGCCAGGCUAACUCAGCUCCUGUCUAUCAGUGUUUGUUUACUCGGUCACCGAGUCAGUAAGUCAUCAUGAGGAAAGAUGUGGAAGAGGUCGCAGCAGCUCUUGUACGAGAAUAUCUCAGUCGAAAGGGUCUGAAGAAAACGAUUGCUUGUAUGGACGAGGAGCUUCCACGAACGAACUUAAGCAUCAACAACAGGUCAGAUCUGCGCAGAAUCCUUCACUUGGAGAGUCUGUAUAAAAAGAAUAAGUCUGAAGAACACCCACUGAAAUCAAUGCUGGAGAUCAUGGUGAAGGAGCAGAUGAGAAAGAGUGGAGAUGCGAAGAGAUGCCACCUUGUGGACAACCGAACUCUGUCAGCUGAGGAAAAUGUGCCUGGUUCAGCCUCCACUACGAAUGAUGCCUCAUAUAUGUGGAAAGACAGAGAUCUCGCUGGUCAAUAUGGGGAUAGUUUGAGUUUAUCUGAGAGCAGCGGUGCUGUGUCCCAGCUUACGGCAUCUCCAGCAAAAGAAAGUCCUUCACCAAAGAGCUCCAAGAGCAUUUCUCUCUGUGAGAGAGGCAUAUUUCUCCCAUCCUCCAGCCAGGACAGCUUCUUUGCGUCCUCUAAAGUAGGAUUAGGUUCUGAGAGGAAGAAUAGUGAUGUGGAUGUCCAGGGGAGCAGGACCAGCAGAAUGAGGAGAGGCAUCAUGGCAGGCCCCAUUACUACCUCCUCCCAGGAAAACAGCAGGAGACGUCCUGCCCGGAGAACACCAGGCUCUUUGUGUCUAGAUAAGCCUGAAGAUGAUUCAGACAGGGUGAACUGGAUGGGCCAAAGCAGCAGUUUGGAUGCUGGACUCACUGAGGCUGAUGGAACUAGGCCUUUUGAGAGAGCUAGCAGCCUGUCUGUCGGUUCACAUAGACAAAAUAUGGACAGCAGUGAGUUUGACGGAGUGCAUAGAGUCAAACUUCACAAAAACAAAUCAGCUUGCAGUCCAAGAGUGGAUGGUCUCCAUAUGGCGGGACUGGUUCUGGAUGACAUAGAUGAUGAGGAGGACUUACCUGGUCUUUCUACAGUGCUGGUCAACAACUCUUUACCUCAACACAAUUUGAACAAACGUCCCAUGGACCAGCAACUGGCUACUGCCCUGAAGGAGAUCAUAUUCGGUUCUCCCAUGAUGUGUUUCAGCGAGGAGUGGAAACGCCAGAGUUUCACUUUUUCAAAUGCACCUGCUCUGAGAUACGGGAUUGUGCAGAAAAAGGGAGGGCCGUGUGGCGUGCUUGCUGCUGUCCAGGCCACUGUUCUCCAGAAGCUUCUGUUUGAAAGAACCAGCAGUGACUCAUCGUCUGAGAGGCUGCGGGUUUCAGACGCUGUAAGGACGAAGUGCCUGACCGAAGCUCUGGCUGAAAUCCUGUGGAGAGCCGGAGACAGGAAGAAAGCCACUGUUGCCAUAAACUCGGGCAGAAGUCUGUUCAUGCCAGUGGGCCACUACAGAUCCGAGGGAGUUCUUGAGACGAUCACCUGCGUCGAUGUUGAGAGUUUAGAUGACCUAAAAAUGCUGGUAGAACAGCACAUUCAACAGUUUGAAUCAGGUCCCUUCGGCUGCAUCCUGUUCAUCGUCUGCGCCAUCCUUUCCAGAACGAUUCCGAUGGUAAGGAGGGACAUGGACGUGCCCACCUCCACUCUUGUCGGCGCGCACGGCUACUGCACACAGGAACUGGUGAACCUGUUGCUGUGUGGACGGGCAGUUUCAAACGUCUUUGAUGAUGAAAUGAAGCUGGACUCAGGAAAUGGGAACUUCACCCUCCUGAAGGGGAUCAAAGAGCGCUGUAACAUUGGACUGCUCUCUUUGUUUGAGCAUUACAACAUAUGCAAAGUGGGCUCUUACCUGAAGACCCCCAGGUUUCCGCUGUGGGUGGUGUGCAGUGAGAGCCAUUUCAGUGUGCUGUUCUCGCUGUAUGAGGACCUGGCAUCCAGCCCGUGGAGCCCCAGGGAGUUUGACCUGUAUUACUAUGACGGUCUGGCGAACCAGCAAGAACCAAUCAGAUUAACAGUCUAUCCAGGCUCUGCUGUGAAGCCCUCUGAUUCUGAGAACAUGGAUACAGACCUCAUACCCCCUUUAGAGCUCUGCAUCAGGACCAGAUGGGCAGAUGCCGCCGUGAGCUGGAACGAAAGUGAGCCAAUUCUUUGAUCGAACAGAAUAACGGUCAUUAAUCCACAACGACGCUGCUGUUAUGGCUGAAGCUGAACACUAACCAUUGAUGAAUGUAUCGUUUGAUUUCUGUGCUGUUUAUGCAUUUUUAUGUGCUUUGUUUUUUGCGGAUGUAUAACUAGACCUUCAUUGUAUGCUGCUUUUUGUUGCCUCUCUUUUUUGUUCUUGGCCUUCUUUAUUAUUUUUGCCAUACACACGUACACAUUGUUGAGUUUUUUUACUGCUUAUUUAUUAAACAAAUGUUUU
Colossoma macropomum (tambaqui) is the source of this 2629-nucleotide messenger RNA. RefSeq names its product MINDY lysine 48 deubiquitinase 4 (gene mindy4). Gene Ontology annotation, biological process: protein K48-linked deubiquitination. The record is from RefSeq and is a predicted model, not a curated record. Gene Ontology annotation, molecular function: K48-linked deubiquitinase activity; cysteine-type deubiquitinase activity. NCBI's taxonomy places the organism in Eukaryota, Metazoa, Chordata, Actinopteri, Characiformes, Serrasalmidae.